Messenger RNA from Prunus mume (Japanese apricot), 2641 nucleotides. Lineage: Eukaryota; Viridiplantae; Streptophyta; Magnoliopsida; Rosales; Rosaceae. The record is from RefSeq and is a predicted model, not a curated record.
AUGCAAGCCUUGAGAAGCAUUUUUGUGUGCUACUUGUUAUUUCCCUUCUUAAGAAUCUCCACUCCAACAGCACUAGACACAAUUACUCCAAAUCGAUAUAUUAGAGACGGUGAAAGUCUAGUUUCAGCAGGUGGAAUCUUUCAACUGGGAUUCUUUAGCCCUGGUAAAUCAAAUGGUCGAUACUUGGGAAUAUGGUACAGUGUUGAUACUGAGGCAGUUGUACGGGUAGCCAACAGAGAAACACCACUUGGCGAUACUUCUGGAGUUUUGAAUGUCACUAAGCAAGGAGUUCUAGUCCUUCUCAAUAGCUCAAACAGCAUUGUAUGGUCAUCCAAUACAUCAAGAACUGCAGGGAAUCCAGUAUCACAACUCCUGGAUUCAGGAAAUCUUGUUGUGAAAGAUGGAAAUGAAACCAACCCUGUUAACUUUUUGUGGCAGAGUUUUGAUUAUCUUUGUGACACAUUCCUACCAGAAAUGAAGCUUGGUUGGGAGUUAGUUACUGGUUUAGAGAGGUACGUCUCGUCUUGGAGGAGCACAGACGAUCCUGCUCCAGGAGAGUUUUCGUUACGGAUAGAUCAUCGUGGUUUCCCACAAGCUGUUGUUGUAAAAGGAGCUAAGAUAGUGGCUUCGGCAGGCUCAUGGAACGGCCUUCAUUUUACAGCAUAUCCAUAUCCUCCACAAACACGAGCAAACCCAACAUUGGAGUAUGAAUUUGUGUUGAACAAGGAUGAGAUCUAUUAUGAGUUCAGGCUCUCAAAGAGGUCCACGUUCUCAAGAUAUAUAUUGAAUCCAUCAGGGAUUGCGCAGCGAUUAACAUGGGUGCACCAAACACAUAGUUGGGAACUUUCCUCUACAUUUCAAGCAGAUCGGUGUGAAAAUUAUGCUUUGUGUGGUGCAUAUGCUAGUUGCAAUAUGAAUGUCUCUCCCUUAUGUGCGUGCUUGAAGGGAUUUGUACCAAAAUCUCCAAAAGAUUGGAAUUCAGGAUAUUGGUCUGACGGGUGUGUUCGAAAGAUUCCAUUGGCUUGCAGCUCUGGAGGUGGCUUCCUAAAGUACACUGGGGUUAAAUUGCCAGACACAUCUUCCUCAUGGUUUGAUAAAAGCAUGAGCCUCAAGGAAUGCAAGGGAUUAUGUUUGAACAACUGCUCAUGUACGGGAUAUGCAAAUUUAGAUAUCAGGGAGGGAGGAACUGGCUGCUUGCUAUGGUUUGGCAAGCUCAUUGACAUAAGGGAAUUCACUCCCGGUUGUGGUCAAGACCUCUAUAUACGGAUGGCAGCUUCAGAACUUGAUCAAAUUGAGAAAAAGAGCAAGUUCAACAAGAAAAAGCUACCUGGAAUUCUUCUCAUCAGCUCUACACCUUUUCUUUUGGGAACGUUAAUAAUUGGCUUGAUAUUGUAUAGACGGAAGAAGAAACUCAGAAGUCAAGGAGUCAGAAGCAUGGAUUGCAGAAAAGAUUGCCUUGGAGAAGACAUGGGAUUACCACUAUUAAACUUGACCACCGUAGCUAUUGCCACUAAUGAGUUUUCAAGCAGUAACAAGGUGGGAGAAGGUGGCUUUGGACCUGUGUACAAGGGUACAUUGAUAGGAGGGAAAGAAAGUGCAGUGAAAAGGCUUUCAAAGGAUUCCGGACAAGGACUGAGGGAGUUCAAAAAUGAAGCUAUGCUGAUAGCUGGACUUCAACAUCGCAAUCUUGUAAAGCUUUUGGGUUGUUGCAUUCAAGAAGAUGAAAAAAUUUUGAUAUAUGAAUUCAUGACCAACAGAAGCUUGGACUUCUUUAUUUUUGUUUCUUCAGAUCAUGAGGGACAAAAGUUGCUCGACUGGGCUACAUGCUUCCACAUCAUUGGUGGAAUUGCUAGAGGGCUUCUUUAUCUUCACCAAGACUCUAGAUUGAGAAUUAUCCAUAGAGAUUUGAAAGCUAGCAAUAUCCUGCUUGAUAAUAAUAUGAACCCAAAGAUUUCAGACUUCGGCCUCGCUAAAACAUUUGGUAGUGAUCAAAGUCGGGGUAAUACAAAAAGAGUGGUUGGAACGUAUGGUUACAUGUCUCCUGAAUAUGCAGUAGAUGGAAUUUUCUCGAUGAAAUCUGAUGUCUUUAGCUUCGGAGUAAUACUGCUAGAGAUGUUGAGUAGGCAAAAGAACAGGGGAUUUUCUAACCCAGAUCACCACCUUAACCUUCUUGGCCAUGCAUGGAUACUAUGGAUUGAAGAUAAACCAUUGGAACUGAUUGAUAAGAUAUUACGUGAUUCGUGCACCAUAUCUGAAGUGUUAAGGUGUCUUCAUGUGGCGCUGUUAUGUGUGCAAAGAGUACCUGAAGAUAGACCAAGCAUGUCAUCUGUGGUUCUAAUGUUGAGCAGUGAUGUUACCUUGCCUCCACCAAAGCAGCCUGGUUUUUACACCGAGCGAAGUGUCCCUGAAUCACACUUAAGUACACGCCGGUGUUCAGCAAAUACUUCCAUUACAAUAAUAGAGGCUCGGUAGAUCAUCAUUCUGGUGCUUGUUCAUGCUUCUGUCUACCAUUCACAAAAUUGCAUAGGGCAGGUUGUCUACAGCCUUAGUUGGAAAACAAUGACAUGAGAUUAUUAAUAUUAUGCAAGAAAGAUGUGAUUGAAUUAUAAGUUUGCUUGGAACAGUUUCUACUGCACAACAA